AAAGGCAUUUUUAGAAGAACAAGAACACCUUGAUUCAGAUAACGUGUUUCUUUAUCACAAUUUUGACGACUGCAAAGAGGACGAUGUACAUAGAGCAGAAGAGUCCUGGUCAUUAAAGAUUAACCGAUUUGCUAAAGGUGAAGCAAGUGACAACAAAGUUAAGUAUAAAAUAUUGCUCGAUAGGCUUAUUUCAAGCUAUGAAAAUCAAGUAUAUCUAUAUCUAGACAACGUCGACAUGCUGAAGAAAUGGGAUAAACUAGCGGAGUUGUUAGAGCUGGUAAAGGAUUCCGUAGCAACACACGAUACUCUCAAAGUGAUUUUCUCAACGUCAACACAAGUUCCAGAAAUAACGAACGGACUAGUUGUUGUCAAAGUUCCGGUAUUACCAAUAGAACAUAUCAGUUCGCUUAUAACCAAUGUGUGUGUCUCCAAACAAGUAAACGUAGAUGAAUCUCAGAAACUGUACAUUCCACUAAUAGGAACAUUAUGUGACGGAAUACCUUACAUUGCGACAACAGCAGGAAGCAUCUUAUCAGAAAACCAAGGUUUGAUAUUGCCAUCUGAGCUUCUCGAGUUAAUGAUAGCUCAAAGGCUGGAAGUUCUCAGUCCGACCAACUAUCCGACGUCGAACAGAUUUGUUGCUUUGACCGGCCCAAUCAGCGAAAGUUCCCUAAAUAUCGAGGUCAGAGACUUCUUGUCUAAUUUAGCACAAAAAUUAAGGUCCACUUUUACGGAAGAUGAAGCUGUACAAUGUAAUGAUGAUACACGCGAUACCGCUGCUAUGGUCAAGAAUUCUAAACUCCGCCCGCUGUUGAUAUGUUGCAUUCUCGCCAAGGACAAAAAGCUUUGCUUACCCACGGUCUUCAAAGAAUGCAAACUUGUUGUAGACAAAAAUUUGGCGCAAGAAAACCACGGAGAAAACGCUGAAGAGGUAAAACGUUUGGAAGAUUGCAGACUGAAUUUAACCAGAGAGAAUCUUACAAGAUUAAAUUUGACAAUCACAGACAGGCAACUGGAAAACCCAAAAGAAGUUGAGAAAAUAAUCAAGAGUCUUAUGGACACAGCAAAGAGAGAACCAGAGGAAAACUUUGAUUCGUUCGGAAGUAAAAUCCUCGAGGAAUUGGGCUUAGACUGCAACUUCUUUGGAAUCCCAGACGUACAAACGCCAGACGGAAAACCCGAGCCCACCGUAGCAUACGGUGGUAGUGGCUCUGGACUAGAAUUCGUUCAACUUCGGAAAGAUGCAUUCAGAAAAGAGUUUUUCGGGAACGAUACUUCCUCAUUAGGAAGUUUAAAUUACGACCAAUUCAGUUAUGCUUACAAAGACCUAUCGGAAAAUCAUAUCAAUAUGAAAUCAGACGAUAUCGUUAGUCAGAAAGAUUUGUUAAGCAAUGGUCCUCAUGCAUUAGAUGUAGAUCCGGAUUACAAAGGUAAUGAAACACUGGAAAGUAUACAUUCUGAAUCUUAUACCUGUAAAAAAGAAACUGUGGCACUAUACGAUCACGAUAUCAAUAAAAUACUUCUACUGAACGAUAACAAAAACACACCAAAGGUCAGAGGUGAACAAAUGCCUUUGCAAUCCAGCGGCCCUAAUGGCAUUAUGUAUGUAAACAACGCAGCAGAAGAAAUAAAAUUACAUCCACAGAUUUCAGAGGAGGACAGCGGGAUUGAGCACGGUAGUGACGUUCAUAUGAGGCGGACAACUGAUUAAUGACAAACACGUUUAUAAGGCUUGCUAGCUGUUGCGAAUUCACUUGGCGCGUACGUUUACAAGGCAGCAUGUUAAUUUGCACCAUACGUCUCUCUUAUAUGUUGUUUUUUAAAUUGCGAAUGCAUAACGUACAUUUAAACUUUAAGUAAGACGAAAGUAAAGUAAGUAUGGUGAAAAGACGGGUUUAACUUGUUUGACGUUGUCCAAGUGUAGUAACAGGUUUAUAGACAAAGAGAAAAACCCCAUCUCCCCGAUAAACAUCAGACUUGCCGGCAGUUGCCACGUAUUAAAUACUUAUAAUAGUUAUUAUUUUACUCAUUCAAUUAUGCAGGGCUUUCGUUUAUUGUCCUAUACAAUUACUCACAGCGAUAUAAUUCUGCAGAAUCUCAAUACCAUAAACAUUAAUACUCAUUUAAGUUGUGUAUGUUAGAAAUAGUUGUGUGUCAAAGUGUAUUUUUUAAAAGUUAGAACCACAUUUAAUGUAAUGUAACUAUAACCAAAUGUGAAUGUUAUUACAACCACAUGUAAAUGUAAUUACGAUGAAUGCAUUAGUACACUGAUUACAAUUACGUUUUGUUGGAAACGUAAUAUGAUAUAUAUGCAAUAAAUCUGUUUUUUAUUA
This is a messenger RNA of Dreissena polymorpha, 2333 nucleotides long. RefSeq lists its product as uncharacterized. NCBI's taxonomy places the organism in Eukaryota, Metazoa, Mollusca, Bivalvia, Myida, Dreissenidae. The record is from RefSeq and is a predicted model, not a curated record. The coding region runs from base 236 to 1711 and encodes 491 amino acids. The transcript is spliced from 7 exons.